UCUUGUUUUGACAUGAUUCUGAAGGAGGCUUCAUUUGGGUGUUUUGUUAAAUUGAUUCUCGCUGGGUUGGUGUCGUAACCGUUUGGACACUGUUUUGGCUGCUGCCACCCAACUGAAGGAUGUAAGUUUUCUGCAAACGUGUGCCGAGAGUUGAGGUGAAAGUUUGUAUUCUGCUAUCUUGGUGGAUCUAAAUUGGAGACAUUGUUGAGAUCUUUUCUGGAACUCUAGAGGAGACACAUUAAAAGGAAUGGCAGACUGUAGAGCUGAAGGCUGUGAGGAGGAAAAAGAUGAAUUCAGCAGUCGACAAGGAGGAGAGAGAAGACUGAUCAUUCAACCAGCAUCUUUAGACGACCCCAAACUCAGCAAACUUAAAGAGGUUUUGGUGGAAUGGACCAACAGAACUCUGAAAGUCGAACACAUUGUGGUGAGAUCGCUGGAGGAAGACCUGUACGACGGACUCGUCCUUCAUCACCUGCUACGCAGGUUGGCAGGUGUACAGUUACAGGUAGACGAGAUUGCCUUGACCGCCGAAGCACAGGUACACAAACUAGAGGUGAUCCUCGCCGCUUUGAACGGGAUCUUAAAGAUUGACGAGGAAAAGGCCAAAUGGAGCGUUAAACUCAUUCACAGCAGGGACCUGUUGGCUACAUUGCAUCUUCUGGUUUCCAUGGUGAGGUGUUUCCAGCCUGAUCUGGUCCUUCCUGCUAAUGUUAGCGUGGAGGUGAUCCAGUGUGAGGUCACCAAAAGUGGCAUCAAGUCAGACAAGCAGACAGAAUUCAUCACUUUUCAAAGUAAUUCCAGUCAAGAUCUUGAGAGGGAAUCAAACAAGGAAUGUCCCAUUGAUGAGCUCUUCAAAAUGGAAGCGCACAAAAUUGAGACAGUGAAAAAGGCUAUUUUACACUUUGUGAAUAAGAACAUGUCAUCUCUUGGACUAAACGUGACUGACCUCGAGAAACAGUUUGCAGAUGGAGUGAUUCUACUUUUGUUGAUCGGUCAGCUGGAGGGGUUCUUCAUCCCGCUGUGCGAGUUUCACCUCUGUCCUGUCGGUUUCUCGGAAAUGCUCCAUAAUGUCACACUAGCAUUGGAUUUGCUCAUCGACAGAGGCCUUCCAGUCCAAUCUGUUAAUCCUGAAGAUAUUGUGUCCCAAGAUGUUCCAGCAACUGUAAAAGUGUUGUAUUACGUAUUCAGUAGACAUAAAAACAAAUAACUCACCCCUCUCUGGAGCUGUGUUGAAUGUCAAAAUACAUUGGCUCUCAGAGUAAGAAUGCUUGAGUGAAUUGAGCCAAUUGUAGAGAGUGACUCUGAACCAUUUGAAGAGGGAUCAGAGAGAAUAUGGACACUCAUCUCAUCAUACAGUAUAAAGUAAAAGUAUAUUGCUUUUGGCUUUCCACCCCGUUCCCUUUCUAUUGAUAGAUGUGCAUUAUUCUUAAUACAUCACACAACAAUUUUUGCUUAUUGCAGCUUGUUUUUAAAUAAAAUUGGCACAACUUAUUGCUGUGAAACAACAUCCUCUUUACACUAUACUUUAAAGGAAUGUUUCAGGUUCAAUGCAAGUUAAGCCAGAGACUGUUUAGCAGAGACGGGCCAAUUAUAUUAAAAUUAAUAAGAUAUUGGAAUGCCCAACAGUCAGCAGAUGUAGAAAGGAAGUCCCGCCUUGCAGGUCAAAGAGCCAGUCACAUUUAGAUAAAGAUAUCACCUGUCAAUCAACUCUAGAACACAUGCUUUAGCUAUACAAAGCCUAAAUUUUUUUUUUUUGCCGUAAUCUGAGGUAAAGACACACAAUUUAUGAUACCAGUGUUGUCAGAUUUUUCUGAUGAUGGAAACACGUUAUUUGAUCUUUAACUUGACCAACCGUUUUGUAUACUUCAGUCUUUCUCUAUUCAAGUUGAUAAGAGCAGCACUUUCAUGACUGGAAAUAGCUUCCUGGGUGCAUUUCAAAGAUGGCCGCCAGUGGACUGGCUUGCAAGAAAGACUUUGGCUGAACUCAGUCAAAGUCUUUCUAGCAAGUCAUGGAUACAGUGUACUGUAUUAAACCAAGGUUUUAAGCUCUCGUAUGGUUUUGCAAGACUUGAAAAUCUUAUGGACAUUGGCAACUUCUAUGAUACUCCCAAUUUACUGUAAAAAACAAGAAGAACUUUUCAAAAAUGUUUCCUGUUGUGCUCCAUGGAAGAUAGAAAGUGAAUAAAUCCUUUAAAAGUGCUUUGAUAAGAAUUAAGACAAAUCCAAUGACACAUUGGUGUGACUUCUAACCUUUACGAGGAAAACUCAAGCUAUCUGCUCUCGAUGUCAGCACUUAAAGUGCAUCUGUCUCGAAGAACACCCCUCCACACACCCCUGUAAUUUAAUUUCCUAAAUGUGUGUUCUCCUAAACUGGAUACAUUGAAUGGCAAUAACUUUAUCUAAAUGGCAAAAGCAUUAUGUGCAGGUUGGUUUACUCUCAGUGAACGGGUAGCGUGUGAAUGGAUGCUCUC
Xyrauchen texanus (razorback sucker) is the source of this 2471-nucleotide messenger RNA. It is a transcript of the gene parvg, whose product is annotated as parvin, gamma. Gene Ontology annotation, cellular component: cytoplasm; focal adhesion; actin cytoskeleton. The record is from RefSeq and is a predicted model, not a curated record. The coding region runs from base 248 to 1207 and encodes 319 amino acids. The transcript is spliced from 14 exons. Gene Ontology annotation, molecular function: actin binding. Gene Ontology annotation, biological process: substrate adhesion-dependent cell spreading; establishment or maintenance of cell polarity; actin cytoskeleton organization. Lineage: Eukaryota; Metazoa; Chordata; Actinopteri; Cypriniformes; Catostomidae.